Molecule: messenger RNA, 396 nt
Organism: Hepatospora eriocheir
Lineage: Eukaryota; Fungi; Microsporidia; Hepatosporidae
Source: the annotation of a GenBank genome assembly
AUGAUGACAGAAAACAAAUAUUCAUUGAUAAUUGUUGAUUCAGCCACUUCCUUGUAUCGUACUGAUUAUAAUGGAAGAGGUGAAUUAAGUGCUAGACAGAUUCAUUUAGCAAGAUUUCUUAGGUCAUUACUUAAUUUAGCAGAUACUUAUGGUGUUGCAGUGGUAAUAACUAACCAGGUAGUAGCAACAGUAGAUGGGGCAGCAGCUAUGUUUGGAGCAGAUCCAAAGAAGCCAAUAGGUGGUCAUAUUAUUGCCCAUGCAUCAACAACACGACUUUAUCUCCGUAAAGGAAGGGGUGAGACUAGAAUUUGUAAAAUUUAUGAUUCACCAUCAUUACCCGAAUCGGAAGCCAUGUUCUCAAUAGCUGAAAAGGGAAUUUGUGAUGCCGAUGAGUAA